Messenger RNA from Solanum tuberosum (potato), 2077 nucleotides. Its product is annotated as probable receptor-like protein kinase At1g67000. The record is from RefSeq and is a predicted model, not a curated record. The transcript has 4 exons. Lineage: Eukaryota; Viridiplantae; Streptophyta; Magnoliopsida; Solanales; Solanaceae. The coding region runs from base 113 to 2029 and encodes 638 amino acids. Gene Ontology annotation, molecular function: ATP binding; protein kinase activity. Gene Ontology annotation, biological process: protein phosphorylation.
GGAAAUGUUAGAAGGGAACCUAGACUUUCUGCAAAUUCCUCCAAAGCCUUACCUAUAUUCUUCCUCAAGAACAGAGGAGGAGACUUUUGCUUGAUCAGUGGGAGGAUUUAAUAUGACUUACACUUCUUUUAUAUGCUUUCUUCUGAUCAGUUACUUAGUUCAGGCAAAUUGCAGAAAUGAUUCAACUUGUCCAAAGUCCUUUUCAUGUGGAAAUCUUACUGACCUGAGCUUUCCUUUCUCUCUUUCCACACAACCUGACUGUGGAAUAGUGCCCAUCUCUGGUUGUGAUGCUAAACCAUAUCCGAGAAUCCAACUGCUUCCUGGAGGAGAUUCGUACUAUGCUUUAGGAAAUCCAUUUAAUUAUACAGUUUUUCUCGGGGACCCCAAGCUUCAUGCCAAGUUGAGGCAACACAAGUGCCAAGCAUUUAACAAAAAGUUCUCCCUUCCAAACUCUUCUUCUAUUUCUUUCAUACUUCUCCUAUUGAAUUUUGUCAACUUCUUCAAAUGCAACAUCACUAGUAAUAGCACCCCAAACGUUACCCACACAAAUGACCAUUUUGCUGGUUAUAAAAGGUACAAUGGCUGUACAGGCUUCAGCAUAUACUACAAGCUUCGCCUAGGUGAUCAUGAAGAUGCUCAUGCUGGCAAUCUUCCAGCCAACUGUUCACUUAACAGAUUGCCAAUUGGCUCGAUAUCAGAUGAAGGUGGUUUGUUCAAUAUGUUAAGCGCCGGUUUUCUAGUACAAUGGAAACUGUCUGCGGACUGUUACAAAUGUCACUAUGGCGGAGGUCAAUGCCAGACCGAUAUAACCAACAAAUUUCAUUGUUCAUAUCCAAAUAAUCCACAUGAUCAUCAAAAAAAUGAUCUAAAUGCUCAAGAUGCAAAAAUGACUAGAAGCAAGUUGGGACCGACUCUGGGAGCAGGUGCAGUUCUGUUUACAGUUGGACUGUUGGUUUUACUCUUUUACUUCAGAGAGAAGAUUUUGUGGUACAAAUACAUCAGGUUUUGGGAGUCUAAUGCUGAGGAUCACCAAAAUAUUGAAGCAUUUUUAAAGAACUAUGGAUCGUGUUAUCCAAAGAGAUACAACUAUUUAGAAGUCAAAAGAAUCACCAGUGGCUUCAAAAAUAAACUUGGUCAAGGAGGAUAUGGUUCUGUAUACAAAGGAUGUCUGCAUAACGGAAGUCAUGUGGCUGUGAAGGUCCUGAAGAAACUAAAAGGCAGUGGUGAAGAAUUCAUUAACGAGGCAGCAAGUAUUAGCAAGACCUCACAUGUUAACGUCGUGAGCCUUGUGGGAUUUUGUUUUGAGGGAUGUAAAAGGGCUCUCGUAUAUGAAUUUAUGCCAAAUAGAUCUCUUGAAAAAUUUAUUUAUGAGGAAAGAUCCGACAGUGUUCACCAACUGGCUUGGCCAAUACUGUACAAAAUUGCACUAGGCAUAGCUCGAGGAUUGGAGUACUUGCAUCGUGGUUGUACCACUCGGAUUUUGCAUUUUGAUAUAAAGCCUCAUAAAAUCCUGCUUGAUGAAGAUUUUUGUCCGAAGAUCUCUGACUUUGGACUAGCCAAACUGUGCAUGAAAAAGGAGAGCAUUGUGUCAAUGUUUAGUGCACGAGGGACUAUCGGUUAUAUUGCUCCAGAAAUUGUUUGCAGAAACUUGGGAGGUGUCUCUCACAAGUCUGACGUCUAUAGCUAUGGAAUGAGGGUCCUAGAGAUGGUUGGAGGAAGAAAAAAUGUUGACGUUGGAGUUGAUCGCACGAGUGAAAUCUGCUUUCCACAUUGGCUCUAUCAACGAAUUGAACUAGACGAAGAGCUUCAACUAAUUGGGAUAAUGAAUGAAGAGGAGAAAGAAUGUGCAAGAAAGAUGGUGAUGGUGAGUUUAUGGUGUAUACAGACUGAUCCCUCAAAUCGACCAUCUAUGAGCAAGAUUGUGGAAAUGUUAGAAGGGAAACUAGACUCUCUGCAAAUGCCUCCCAAGCCUUAUCCUUAUUCUCCCUCAAGAACAGAGGUAGAUUCAUCAGUAGUAGAACUGGCCUAGCCUUUAUGUGUUCAUAUCUCAGCUAAUAUCACUGCAGUCACAUUUUGU